Pestalotiopsis fici W106-1 is the source of this 1326-nucleotide messenger RNA. RefSeq lists its product as uncharacterized. Lineage: Eukaryota; Fungi; Ascomycota; Sordariomycetes; Amphisphaeriales; Sporocadaceae. The coding region runs from base 1 to 1326 and encodes 441 amino acids. The record is from RefSeq and is a predicted model, not a curated record. The transcript has a single exon.
AUGGCUUCUCAGUCGCAUCCAAGCGGCCAUGUGCAAGCUAAUGGACAGCUGACUGCCCGUUCCUCUCCAAAUAAUCAGAUCCAGUUCGGCCAACCCUCUCAGCAUGUCACUUCCAACGCGAGCAUUGGCCAAAGCCAGUCUCUAGCCCGACGCAUCUUUGGAAACAUCUUUGGUUCAUCUCUUCAAGCACGCCCCACGCCGUCUGCAACGAAUGAUCACGCUCAAUUCCGUGAGCCUUCUCAGCACGACGAUGCCCAAGCUGUUUCCCAGAGUGGCGUUGAGCAUGGCUACGCCUGGGUCCCAACCGUUCGUGAGCGCAAUGACAAUGGUACAGUAUCGUACCGUCCCAUGGCACCGCCAACCUUUGUGUCCAAUGUCCAAGAGCAAUCGAUCAUCCCCCAUGGCGCCGAGAAUCUUGCUAUGACUCAUGGGGAAGUCAAUCUGCCUGAGGGUACUCGUCUUGCCGCCCAUCUACCACUAGGACCUGAGGAUGCACCAAAUGCUCCCGGACGUUCCUACAGACGUGACUUCAGGCUAAUGAUUGAGGCCACUAACAAAAUUGAUACGUUGGCACCCGAUCUGGAGUACGCCAGACAGCACAAUUGGUACCAGCAGAUCGAAUCUCUCGAACGUCAAGUCCACCAUUGGCGACGGGAUAUCAACUUCCGAAUUGAGAGAUCAAAGCACUCGCCAAUAUUCCAGGAGUUGCUUCUAACAUAUCCGCACAUAUGGAAGCAUGUCAACUCAGCUUCCCUUCGGCAGCGACUUGAGCGAAGAAGACUUACAGCCCCAAUCAAGGCCGAACAGGUGGGAGAUGAAAAGGAUGCAGUUCUCAAUCGGGUGGUAAGCCAAGUCAGGGCUAGAAACCCGAUCUCGAACAACUCAAAUGCUGGCAAAGUUGAUUUCUUCAAGAAGGAAGAGCAUGAGAUUCAGAAUCGAGCUCAAAUCAAGGCUGCUAUCCAGCGUGCUCCUAGACUACCUGCCACGUCCAAUCACCCGUCUAAUGCCACACGCCUACCAAAAGAAGAAGCAGGCACCCGAACACGGCCUGCAACUACUGCUACUCUGGGAGUAUCAACCCCUGCAGAGAUGAACUCUCCCGAAUCCGAUUCUGAUGAUUGCGUCAUCAUUGGUGAGCGCAAAGUCAAUUCAAGGGCCCACCGUCGACGUAGAAACGGCCUCGAGCAGAGCAACAUGUUGUCAAAGGGUCCGCGCAUUGACCGUUCACCAUCACCUUACCGAGAACGGUCACCUCGACGAAGACGCCACCUGGAUUACCGAGAGCGGUCACCUCAACGACGUGCAGUAAUCGAAGAACUAGAGUAG